AUGGACACCAACGAGAAGAAUCUCAAAUCGCAGGCCCGAUCCAACAGCGUCCCGUCAGAAGCGGCCGAAAUUGGGACUUCUACCAAUGUCGUUAUUGAUAAGGCCCUCGAUAGGGCAUAUGUCAGGAAGAUGGACUUGUACCUGCUACCCUAUCUGUCUAUUAUGUACUUUUUCAACUCUGUGGAUCGGAGUAAUCUAGGGAAUGCCGAAACGGAUGGUAUGAGUACUGAUCUCAACUUCGUCGGCGAGCAAUAUUCGCUGCUUAUUUUGCUCUUCUACGUCCCUAAUGGACUUUGCGACCUCCCUCUCAACAUGCUCACAAAGCGUUUCUCGGGUCGUGUAAUGCUGCCCGGUCUGAUGCUUGGCUGGGGAGCAUUGUCGAUGAUCCAAGUCGCCUGCAAGGGCUUUGCCAGCUUGCUCGUUGUCCGGCUUCUCAUCGGCGGACUCGAAGCAGGUUUCUUCGCGGGGACAGUCUUCUACCUGACGCUUUUCUACACACGUGGAGAGCUUGGUUUCCGGAUCGCAAUUUUCUUUGGAAGUGCUCUCCUCGCUGCUGCCUUUUCCGGUCUCAUAUCUUUCGGCGUCUUUCAGAUCGAAGGGACGGCGAUUAAGGGGUGGCAAUAUCUGUUCCUUCUUGAAGGUGGCCUUACGGUCAUAUUUGCUUUCUUCGCAUUCUGGUGGCUCCCAGCAUCUCCCCAUACAGCUUGGUUUCUGACCGAGGACGAGAAAGAGGCUGCCAAAGUUCGGCUCCUCCGCGACGGAUCCCAGCAGCUGGAGGUCGACUUUAAUCUGAAGGAAUGCUUCUCGUCUUGGAACAACUGGAAGUUCUUCCCAUGGUGUGUCAUCUCUUUCACAUACCCGGUUGCUUUCUCGACCUGCGCAAAUUUCCUCCCUCUCGUUUUGAGGCGUCUUGGAUACAGUACUGUCGUCACGAACUUGCUCACCGUCCCACCCAACUUUGUGGGCUUUAUCGUUCUUCUUUGCGUAACUUUCCACUCCGACCGGGCUCGCGAACGGACAUUUCACAUAAUUGGAUCCCUCGCGCUGUCUAUGUGUGGCCUAAUCAUCCUGGCUGCCAUCGACGCAGAGGCUCAUAAGGGGGUGGCAUAUUUUGCGACUUUUCUGGUAGCUGCUGGUGCAUACAUUCCGAGCUGCCUUGUUCACUCUUGGCACAACAAUAACAAUGUGAAUGAGAACUCUCGGGCAGCCACCACCGGACUCCUUGUUGGCCUCGGUAACUUGGGCGGAAUUCUAAGCUCAGCCACUUUCAGGACUACGUAUGCUCCUCGGUAUGCCCCGACUCUCAUCGCAACCGCGGCUUGCAAUCUGACUUGCAUAUGUUUCACCUUUUGGCUUGGAAUGUGGAUGCGACGAGACAAUACGAGACGGGAUCAGGCACAAGGAGUUGUGGUGAAGGCGGAGAAUGUCGACACGAGUGAGCUAAGGGAUGGCGAGAAGGAUCCCCGCUGGCGUUAUUUUGUUUAG
Messenger RNA from Ilyonectria robusta, 1485 nucleotides. Its product is annotated as major facilitator superfamily domain-containing protein. The record is from RefSeq and is a predicted model, not a curated record. Gene Ontology annotation, molecular function: transmembrane transporter activity. Bases 1 to 1485 code for a protein of 494 amino acids. Gene Ontology annotation, biological process: transmembrane transport. The transcript is spliced from 3 exons. Gene Ontology annotation, cellular component: membrane. Lineage: Eukaryota; Fungi; Ascomycota; Sordariomycetes; Hypocreales; Nectriaceae.